Lachancea thermotolerans CBS 6340 is the source of this 1137-nucleotide messenger RNA. RefSeq names its product Acl4p (gene ACL4). Gene Ontology annotation, cellular component: mitochondrial outer membrane. The record is from RefSeq and is a predicted model, not a curated record. The transcript has a single exon. Lineage: Eukaryota; Fungi; Ascomycota; Saccharomycetes; Saccharomycetales; Saccharomycetaceae. The coding region runs from base 1 to 1137 and encodes 378 amino acids. Gene Ontology annotation, molecular function: protein binding.
AUGAGUCAAUUGGGAAGUAUUGUUGCGCAAGCCAAAAGCUUUCUUGAGGAAAAUAAUAGUAAGGAGGCCCUGAAGGCGCUAAAGCCCUUGAAGAAAUCCUUAAAAAGUUCAAAUUCGUCUAAUGUUGAGUUACAUCAGAUUUUUGCUGAUGCCUAUUUGGACGACGGUCAGCUUGAAAAAGCAUAUCCGCUGUUGGUAAGGGCAUGUGAGCUUGAUCCGAAUGGUACGAUCGGAGGAAGCGACAAAUAUUUUACGCUGGGACAAGUUGCUGGCGGCGAAGAUGGAAUCAGGCUGCUAAUGCAAGGUAUUGAGAGCGUUUCCCAACAAGCAGGCGAUGUCUUGAGACAGGACCAAGCUGACAAAAUAGUCAAUGGCCUGUUGUCCAUGAUCGAGAUUUGGAUGACUGAUCUCUGCAUGGAACCCAACGCUGAGAGCCAGUGCGAAGAGUUGAUUGCAAAAGCCAUGGAAGUUUCUGACAGCAAGUCUCCGGAGGCUUGGGUGACACUAGGAUCUAUCAGAAUAUCACAGCAGCGUUUUGACGACGCUGUCGAAGCUUUCACACAAUCUUGGCGUUUUUUCCAGGAGAAGAAAACAAAAAUCGAGGAGGCUAUCGAAAGUGGAAAUGCAACUCAUUCAGAAUUUGUGGAUCUGUUGCAGCCUCUACUAAACCUCACGAAAAUGUGCAUCGAGAUGGGUUUGUAUGAAAUUUCACUGGAGAUUUUGGCUGCUAUAAAAGAUGUUGAUGAAGACAACUUAGAAGGUUUGUACUUGGAAGGCUUUACACACUACCUCAUUUGCAAGCUCGAGCUUUUCAAACAUAAGAAUCCUAGUAUUGAAUUGAAUUCCGAAAAUGUUUACGAAUUUAACCAGCACUUCCCAGAGCUGCCACUCGAACUAUCCACCGAGUCCAUAGGCGAACACGUGAGAGAGGCGCGUUUAGCUCUAACUUACAUGAUAAAAUUAGCGGAAAAUUCGGACAUACGCGACGAGGUCAUGAUGGAACUUACAGAGGGCGCAAACAGCCUACUCACAGAACUUGGUGGUCCUGUUGAUAUCACUGAAUUGAUAAGAUCGAGAAAGGGCGAGGAGGUCGGCGAUGACGAGGACAUAGAGUUCGAGGAAAUAGAGGAAGCAUGA